Naegleria lovaniensis is the source of this 1131-nucleotide messenger RNA. RefSeq lists its product as uncharacterized. The coding region runs from base 1 to 1131 and encodes 376 amino acids. Lineage: Eukaryota; Heterolobosea; Eutetramitea; Acrasida; Naegleriidae. The record is from RefSeq and is a predicted model, not a curated record. The transcript has a single exon.
AUGAAACAACCACAACAACAACAAUUUAAAGGGCUCAUCAAUUACAAGCCUUUGGUGUCAAGCAAUCAUGACAAUGAGAACUUUCAAACUACCAACCAUGCAGAAGACAACAAGCAACGUAUUGAAUUUGUUCACCACAAGCUCAACAAACACCUUUUGCAACAAGAUGAUCUUGUUCUCAUUGUAGUUCCAGAAGAGUUUGAAAUUUUGCAAGUCAUUGAUCCCAUGCUUCACGGAAAAGUGGGACACAUUGCAAGCCUCAGCAAUGACCUUGAUGAUGAGACAGUCUCAAUCUCAUUGGGCUCACCAAGCUUGAGAAAGUCAAACAACGGAGAUCUUGUUGUCCACUCAUCCAACAACAACAAUAACAGCAGUAUGGUUACUGUGCCCAAGUUUUGUGUUUGUUUGAAGGCUGAUGUUUUCAAUGAAAGAAAGGAGAAAUUCAUGAGUCAGAGAAGAACGAAAAGUCAUGAAACUCUUUCUACAGAACACUAUCAAGUGAGCCGUUCUUCAGUUUCAACAGCUACCUCGUCGUCUGAGAGCAAUGCUCGAAAUGGUACUAGUUGUUCAUCCUCUCCUACCACAACCACUCCAUCCACAACAACCACAACGACGACGAUCAUGACCACCACUCCCAUGUAUUCGAUGGGACCAAAAAUUCCAUUCAAUCUUCAAAACAGACAAAAGCGAGGCACGAGCUCGGCCACUACUCCAAUUUUCAAUCAUUCUCCGACUUCUUUUCUUCACUCAUCAACAACGACAGGUGCUGUUGGUCAAAUUUCAUCAUCAUCAUCAACCCAUAGAAGAUUGUCUUCUGCUUCCACUAAUUCAUCCUCAUGCUUUCAUUCACCAUACUCUUCUCCUAACAAGCUGCAACCCAAACAAACUUCUCCUAAACGAUCAUCAAAGCAACAACAAUUUUUCAUGGAUGAAUCCGAUGAUUGCAAAGGAUUGGCUGGAUCUGUUCCAAAGUUUAUCAACAGUUACAUGUUGACAGACACCGAAAUGCCCAAUGUUUAUUCUGCCGACAUUCCCAACAACAAGACGAUGAGGGACGAUAUGGAUUUAGAUUCAUUCAACGAAAUAAUUGGCACCACUGUUUUUACUCACAAGAGAGAGCGAGUAUCGUAA